AUGGCGGAGACCGUGCGCUUAACCCCAAGAUCUGAGUGCAUGAAAGAUGCCCACCCCACAAACGCUGCUACCAACGCGGUUCAGCAGCACCAAAUGAUCAGACACCCACAAAGUCCAGCCGCACUUACGCAUCCUGGCACCCUAACAGGACACCUACCUCGAGUGACUCUCCUCAAGCUCCCGGCUCCAGUAAGGGGAUGGAACAGCAACUAG
This is a messenger RNA of Pelobates cultripes (western spadefoot toad), 213 nucleotides long. The record is from the annotation of a GenBank genome assembly. NCBI's taxonomy places the organism in Eukaryota, Metazoa, Chordata, Amphibia, Anura, Pelobatidae.